This is a messenger RNA of Orbicella faveolata, 916 nucleotides long. Its product is annotated as cysteine-rich protein 1-like. The record is from RefSeq and is a predicted model, not a curated record. NCBI's taxonomy places the organism in Eukaryota, Metazoa, Cnidaria, Anthozoa, Scleractinia, Merulinidae.
AACAACUUCUAGCUAUUCAAACAGCACUGUCGACGCCCAUAUGUGCUCAAUCUCUCUUGACAAGUAACGAAAUCUUAACUUUCCACAGCCAGAAUGGUCAACUGUCCCAAAUGCAACAAGCCAGUUUAUUUUGCUGAGAGAGUGACUUCUCUUGGCAAAGACUGGCACAGGCCUUGCCUAAGGUGUGCAAAAUGCGGCAAAGUUCUCAGCUCUGGGGGCCAUGCCGAGCAUGAUGGGAAACCAUACUGCAACAAACCAUGUUACUCUGCGUUGUUUGGACCAGGGGGCUUCGGACAUGGCGGCACAGAGUCACACAAAGGGAUAUGGGAUUACGAAGCACACUACACUGUGAAAGAGAACACAAACGAUAUAGCUUUGAUUUUAAACAUUAGGAAGAAACGAAAAUUGUCCGAGAUUCCUCCAGUGCCGGCCAUCCUGACCCCUUGGAGUUAUGGGAUGUUACUGUUUUGGUGGAGCUCUCGUACGCGGAGUGCCUGUUGCAAAUAUUCUGCUUUCGUUUCCUCCACUAUGCCGAAGUGUCCGACUUGUGGGAAAGAAGUGUACUUUGCCGAGAGAGUGUCCUCCAUCGGUAAAGAUUGGCACAGGGCCUGUCUGAAGUGUGCAAAAUGCAAGAAAACACUCUCUCCUGGGGGUCAUGCCGAGAGGGAUGGCAAGCCAUACUGUCACAUCCCCUGCUACAAUGCCCUGUUUGGCCCCAAAGGAUUUGGCCACGGCGGCACAGAGUCACACACUUACUAAAAACAUGAAACUGUUCAGCUGAUGACAAACCACUUGUGAGUGAGGUUCAAGUGUUUUUAAACUGCAGUGAGCGAGAGCCAUUGGUCCUGAUUUUACCUUGGUUAACUUUGUAGAUUGUAAUUUUUAAAAAAAAUAAAGGUCAUUGUGGCUCUUGGAA